This is a messenger RNA of Egretta garzetta (little egret), 7485 nucleotides long. It is a transcript of the gene PPFIA1, whose product is annotated as PTPRF interacting protein alpha 1. NCBI's taxonomy places the organism in Eukaryota, Metazoa, Chordata, Aves, Pelecaniformes, Ardeidae. The record is from RefSeq and is a predicted model, not a curated record. The transcript is spliced from 28 exons. Gene Ontology annotation, molecular function: protein binding. Gene Ontology annotation, cellular component: presynaptic active zone. Gene Ontology annotation, biological process: synapse organization. Bases 3032 to 6220 code for a protein of 1062 amino acids.
CCUGCUGGCCACGCUUCUCCUGAUGCAGCCCAGAGUACGGUUGGCCUUCUGGGCUGCCAGCGCACAUUGCCAGCUUAGAUGGCUGUAUUUAUAUACCCAUCAGUCCAUGCAGUAUUUUUUUCCUUUUAUUUCCUGGAACUUAACAGUUAUCAGUGCUCCAGCCCUGACUCACUUUGAACCUUUAUUUGCGAGACUGAAUGAGACCAAAUGAGUGAAUAAGAAUUUAAACCCCUUAGUUUCAUGUUAGACUAACGUAAUAAAAACAGUAACAUGAGUCAGCACCUUAAUGUGAGCAACCGUGCACAUUGAUUGCAAGAGUAACUCUGUGGAUGGGACUUUCGUUUUCCAUCCUGCAUUUGGUACAUGAAUAAAAUGCUGGGGAAGGAAGGUGUCCAAGCUGCUUUGGUGCUUAGCCAAGAUCCCAAACAGUCCUUGAGCUCCUCAGGGUACGCAACUGAUGCUUGUGCUCCCUACAGCCUCUGUGGGUAACUAAAAGCAGCGGGAGCAUGGCAAUAAGAUACUCUGAUCAUGAUUUUAUCCCGAGGAAUAUCUCCUCCUUUCUACUCAAGUUGCUUAAAGUGGGAAUGGAUACGGGAAUCCUCAUCAGAGUGAGAAAUCCUUGGCCCUAGAAGUUCCUGAUUCUCCAGCGAUCGUUUCUACUGGGUAAGCUACUGAGUAGCGUGAAAGCCAAAGCCAGAUGUCACCUGUCUUUACCUCUGUGAAUUAAGGUUUGCAGCAGUGUCCAGAUCAACAGCCUCAAAGUAGUUACCACUGUAAAAACAGCUAGAGUGCUUAACCAAUUUUAAUAUCAACACCUUUGAGAAUCCUGAGUUUGCUUUUGCCCAUGUUGUAAUGCCAUUAGUGCAUUUCCUAGGUUGGUAUCCUUAAAUGUUUUGUAGAGUACUAUUACUAGGGAUGCUUGCAUUUAGGUUGAACUGAUUUUUUUAAGGGCGACCAUUUUAAUAAUCAGUAACUCAGGUAGGCUUGUGCCUUCUUCUGCCAGAGGAGGCCUCACCAGCAGCAUCUGAUGUCUGUUGCUCAGGUCUGAGUUGUGGGGAGCUCAAUUUGUUUUGCGAGGUGUGAGAAGUUCCCAUAGGCUAAUUCAGAGGAAUUAGAGAAAGAAUGAUGGAGAAAUUAGAGCACAGUUUCUUUUAUUUAAACAGUACCUGGAGUACCCCAUAGGCUUGUCCUAUUUUCUCCUUUAAAAGGUUACUUUCAUCCCUUAUCUCCCUCCUGCAAACUCAUACCCCCCCCAUCAUUAAAUGCUGAAUAAUUAUAACACACAAGCCUGAGGGAGGACAAACACUGGUUUUUCUUGGUGGUUUGAAGAGGACUUUGACAGUUCUUGAAUCAUCCCUAGUUAUCCAGACAGCCCGUUCCAGUGGUUUUUAAUGUAUUCAAAUUGGAUACUACAACCUCAGCAAGGGAAAAGUGGGCACUGAUGGAAUUGCCACAGUACCUGUCAGCAGGGCAGGGCUAUCCUGUUUUUGAAAUGUUAUCACAUCGAAUGUUACAGCAGCAGCGGCAGCUUCCUCUUUUUCCGUGCAAAGAGCAGUAAUGGGGAGCUGCUGGCUGAAGAGUGCUGCCAGCUUCUUUGGUCACGUAUUUUGGUACCACAAAAGUGGCAUUAUUAAAGGCAGACAAAAAAUCCCCUAAUCAUGCAACCAAACUGAGCCCUAGGAGCUGAAAAACCCUUCCUUUGUAUGCUCAUAAACCUUGCUAAGAACUAACUGGUGUCCAUGAGGCUUUUCUGCAGCAUUUUGCCUGCAAACUGAGACAGGUAUGAGAUGCGAUCUCUAUGAGUGCUUAAAAUUGGGAGACAAGAACCUUCCCCAUUGCAGCUACUGGACAUCCUGACCUUUCUGCGGAAUGCAAGAUAAAACAACCCGAUCCAUCACUGGAUUUGGUACCUAAAACUUUAAAUUGUUGCUGCAGAUUUUGGCCGGCAUAACAAUUGAUGGUUCUGUUUACAGCAAAAAUCUGGUACUGCAGAACUUACUUUCAUUGUAUCACUUAGACUGAAUAUUCCCCUUAUUAGAUUAAUAUCCAUGGCCAUGUAGCAGGUAAAUGCUGAAUACUUAUGCAAGGAACAUUACUCUUUGUAUACCGCUUGAAGAUGCUUUGGAAUCAAACUUCUGCCAUGUUAUUCAAUAACAUGGCAUACAUACACACACCCUUAAGUGAAGUUAUUUGAUAUAAUCUGGAAAACAAGACUUUCCUGAGAGGGCUAUUUCUCAAUAGCGCUUCUCAAACUUACAUCUAGCGCUUAUAAGCUGUAUACUAUCUUUGUAAAGAAAUAUAUCCCUAUGACAAUCUCCAGGAUCAGCCCUAGUUUUGCUAGAAACAGCUGCGACUGUGUUGUAUUUCUGGGCCAACACUAAGUAUUAAGGACAAAUUCAGGGGCAGCCACUGCAUCUUUAAGAUUAGGCAGAGCCAAAGUGAUUUUAAGACCUUGUUUUAAUGUUGCAGAUUUAAAUGCAAGAGUUGGCUUAAUUCCUAGUAUACAUUAGAGCAGUCAUCGAUUACUGUAAUAUUCAGCAUUUUCCUUCCAUCUAAUAUUUUGGGUCAGUACAGAAUCUGUGAUGCUAACAUUAACCCUCUGUUCUCUUCCCUGUUAACUUCUGCUCUUGCAGGCAGCAGCUGUAGACACCAAAGAAAUGAUUUAACAGGUACAGUGCAGUUUGGAAAUUAUAUACCUGACCAAAGUGAAUGGAAGAAUCCUUCCUUCUCGUGCUGAGUGCAAUUUCAUGGUGCCCCUAAAGGAUUAUGGCAGAAGACAGGUCCCAAAACAUUCUAAAAGCUGACGCCUCAAUUUUGAAAUGAUCCACAUAGAAACCAGCUCCCAUUCUCUCCUGGGGUCUUGUGAAAUAAACAGGAAUUUGCAGCACUUACGAAAGAGCUAAAUGUAUGCAGGGAGCAGCUCCUUGAAAGGGAAGAAGAAAUCGCUGAACUGAAAGCAGAAAGAAAUAAUACAAGGCUAUUACUGGAACAUUUGGAGUGUCUUGUUUCCAGGCAUGAGCGAUCUCUCAGAAUGACUGUUGUAAAGAGACAAGCUCAGUCUCCAGCAGGAGUUUCUAGUGAAGUAGAAGUUCUCAAAGCACUAAAAUCUUUAUUUGAGCACCAUAAAGCCCUUGAUGAAAAGGUAAGGGAGAGGUUACGAGUAGCACUUGAAAGAUGUAGCUUAUUGGAAGAAGAACUAGGUACUACACAUAAAGAGUUAAUGAUUCUGAAAGAGCAAAAUAAUCAGAAGAAAACACUUCCAGAUGGGAUGCUGGAUAUAAAUCAUGAACAGGAAAAUACACCAACUACAAAUGGGAAGCGAUCCUCUGAUGGUUCCUUAUGCCACGAUGAAAACCUUGCUAAAGUGAUUGAACUCCAAGACAUCAUAGAUAAGCAAAACAAAGAGCAGACACAAAUGAAAGAACGUCUUACUGCUUUGUCUAGCAGAGUAACAGAGCUGGAAGAAGAUCUGGACACAGCUAGAAAAGACUUAAUAAAAUCUGAAGAAAUGAAUACAAAGUUACAGAGGGAUGUACGAGAGACUAUGGCCCAAAAGGAAGACAUGGAAGAGCGAAUUACAACUCUUGAGAAACGCUACCUCGCUGCACAACGUGAAGCUACAUCUGUGCAUGACCUCAAUGAUAAACUUGAAAACGAAAUUGCCACUAAAGACUCCAUGCAUCGACAGAGUGAAGAUAAGAACAGGCAGUUGCAAGAACGAUUGGAACUAGCUGAGCAAAAGCUGCAGCAGACUUUGAGAAAAGCUGAAACUUUGCCGGAGGUGGAAGCUGAGCUGGCACAGAGAGUUGCAGCACUUUCAAAGGCUGAGGAGAGACAUGGCAAUAUAGAGGAACGGCUGAGACAGAUGGAAGCACAGCUAGAAGAAAAGAAUCAAGAACUGCAAAGGGCUAGACAGAGAGAGAAGAUGAACGAAGAGCAUAAUAAACGUUUGUCAGAAACUGUUGAUAAGCUCCUGUCUGAAUCUAAUGAAAGGCUUCAGCUUCAUCUCAAGGAAAGGAUGGCUGCCUUGGAAGAUAAGAAUUCACUUCUUCGAGAAAUUGAAAAUGCAAAAAAACAGAUAGAGGAACUUCAGCAUGAAAAGGAUCAACUCGUAUUAAAUGUUGAAGCAUUAAGGGCUGAAAAUGACCAAGUGAGACUCAGAGCCACAUCACAUCAUCACAGCCGACCAGACUUCAGAUACCCUAUGACAUCUUCAUCUGUGGCUGACAGUCAUACAGACUCUUAUGGCACCUCAUCAGUGUUAAGGCGUCCCCAGAAAGGACGCUUGGCUGCUCUCAGAGAUGAACCUUCAAAGGUUCAAACUCUGAACGAGCAGGACUGGGAGCGAGCCCAGCAAGCAAGUGUAUUGGCAAAUGUGGCACAAGCAUUUGAAAGUGAUGUUGAUGUGUCUGACCUUGAGGAUGAUAGGGAGACUAUAUUCAGUUCAGUUGAUCUGCUAUCGCCGAGUGGUCAGGCUGAUGCUCAGACUUUGGCCAUGAUGCUUCAAGAACAGUUGGAUGCAAUCAACAAAGAGAUUAGACUUAUACAAGAAGAAAAGGAAAACACAGAGCAGCGUGCAGAGGAGAUUGAAAGCAGAGUGGGUAGUGGAAGUUUGGAUGCCCAUGGCCGAUUCCGGUCCAUGAGCUCCAUUCCUCCUCCCUAUGCAAGUGGUUCACUUGCUGGUUCUUCCCCGCCUGGCAGUGGCCGUUCCACCCCAAGGCGGAUUCCACAUAGUCCAGCUCGGGAGGUGGAUAGACUAGGUAUCAUGACACUGUCUCCAUCUUCUAGAGAAGAGGUACGAGAUGAUAAAACCACAAUAAAAUGUGAAACAUCACCACCUUCUUCACCUCGAUCUUUGCGUUUGGACAGAGUCCAAAAAGGAGCUUUGCAUACAGUGAGCCAUGAAGAUAUCAGGGACAUAAGAAAUUCAACAGGCUCACAAGAUGGGCAAACAAGUAAUCCUAGUAGCAGCAAUAGUAGCCAAGAUUCCCUUCAUAAAGCCCCCAAAAAGAAGGGGAUCAAAUCUUCUAUUGGCCGCUUGUUUGGCAAGAAAGAAAAGGGACGACCUGGACAAACAAGCAAGGAAACAUUAGGACAAGUUGGCAUGGCAGAAGCAGAUAGUUCCUCUCAGGAUGCAUUAGGUCUCAGCAAGCUUGGAGGUCAGGCAGAAAAGAACAGGAAAAUGCAGAAAAAGCAUGAGUUGCUUGAGGAAGCCAGAAGACAAGGUUUACCUUUUGCACAGUGGGAUGGGCCUACUGUGGUUGUGUGGUUGGAGCUGUGGGUUGGGAUGCCAGCUUGGUAUGUGGCUGCUUGCCGAGCAAAUGUGAAAAGCGGUGCUAUCAUGUCAGCCUUGUCCGAUACAGAAAUACAGCGUGAAAUUGGAAUUAGUAAUCCUCUGCACAGACUGAAGCUGAGGCUGGCCAUUCAAGAAAUCAUGUCACUAACAAGUCCAUCUGCCCCUCCCACCUCACGGACGACGUUGGCUUAUGGUGAUAUGAACCAUGAGUGGAUUGGCAAUGAAUGGCUCCCUAGUCUGGGGCUACCUCAGUAUCGCAGCUAUUUCAUGGAGUGUCUUGUUGAUGCUCGAAUGCUGGAUCAUUUAACUAAAAAAGAUCUGCGUGGGCAACUUAAAAUGGUGGACAGCUUUCACAGAAACAGUUUUCAGUGUGGAAUUAUGUGCCUACGAAGACUGAAUUAUGAUCGAAAAGAACUUGAAAGAAAAAGAGAAGAAAGCCAGAAUGAAAUUAAGGAUGUCCUUGUCUGGAGCAAUGAAAGAAUGAUCCAUUGGGUAGUGUCCAUUGGUCUUAAAGAAUACGCAAAUAACCUUCUAGAGAGCGGAGUUCAUGGUGCACUUGUGGCCUUAGAUGAAUCAUUUGAUUACAAUGCAUUAGCUCUCUUACUACAAAUACCCACUCAAAACACACAGGCUCGUGCUGUUCUGGAGAGGGAAUUUAAUAACCUUCUUGCUAUGGGCACUGACAGAAGACUUGAUGAAGAUGAUGAUAAGAGCUUUAGGAGAGCACCUUCAUGGAGAAAGAAGUUUAGACCAAAGGACAUAAGAGGUUUAGCUGCUGGAUCAGCAGAGACUCUUCCUGCAAAUUUCAGAGUUACAACCUCAAUGUCUUCACCUUCUAUGCAGCCAAAGAAGAUGCAGAUUGAUGGCAGUGUAUCAGGAACACAAAGAUUGGAUUCUGCUACAGUAAGGACCUACUCCUGUUAAAGCCUUCUCCUGUUUACCCACACUAUUUCUACCGGUGAUAUGCAGCAUUUUGAACAUUUGGAACCCUUAACCUGUUAAUACUUGUUAAAUGGACACUUUGAGAUAUUUUAUUACAGAGUUUUUAAUUAGCAAAUAAAUUCAUGAGUACUAUAGAGAAAAUAUUUUAGAAUCUAAAUGUUUCUUAUAUUUAUGUGACUUCUCAUUUAUAUAGUUACUUACUUUUUCUGUUUCUAUUCAGUCUACAAAUCAAAUCAUUGCUGAUUUUUUUUAUUCUAAUUUUAGUCUUUCCAACUGAAUGUACUGUAAUGCUUGUAUGUAUAUGUCCCUAUAAGUAAUAUAGGGUUUUUGUAAAUUAUGCGGUUACUGUAAUUAUCAUUUUUUUUUAAUAAUGAAACCGAAGGUGAAAAGGAUUUUAAUACCUUUGUAAAAGUAUCAUGACACCAAGCAGUAUAUAUUUUGUCUUUUGGUAACAUUAGCUUAGAUCUGAAAACAAGUCCAGCUUUUUUUCAGGUAAGCAUACAUUGUUGUAGAAGGUAUGGUACAUGGUCGUUCUUCUCAGAACUGUACCUUUCCACAAAGAGGAUUUGUCAAGUAGUGGGAAUUUUGUCUUUAUUUAAAAUAUAACUUGUUUUAAAAGCUGGGAGGAACUAUAACACUACGGAACAUGUUUUAGAAGUGAUUGACUCGGUCAUAACACUCUCUGCUGUAUUUGUAUAGCGUAUCUUCACGGUGACUGAAAACAAGCCAUAAACCAAGAACUGUUUUUACUUUUAAAUUUUUUUUUCCUUAACUGAGGAAGAUAGACUUCAUAAUAAUUCCUGGUCGUAAUCCACAGGCCACAGAGAGUUUUUGUCCUAGAUCUUUUUGAUUGAGAACACUUGUGGAAAGAUGCUGGUGAAGGUAGUUUUAAUGGACCAAUGAUGAAGCACUGCAGCCUCCUGUCAAAUGAGUAGUGAAAGAUGAAGGUACAAUGGGGCUAAAAACGCAAGCAGUGCAACUUCUAAUAAAGGCCUUACUUUUCUUAUCCAAGUCAUUUUGUGUUUUGUAAACUUGUUCUAAAGAGUUGUCUGGACUUUAAUUUUGAUGGUUGUACCCAUUUUGGACUGUAUGAGUAGAAAAUAUAUCCGACACUUGUAAAUGGCAUAUUAAAAAGCCAGCAAGAAUCUGUUCAGAUGGUGCAUUAUUUAUUAUGCAACAAUAUAUAUAGCAUGUCUUUUUUUCUUAUUGUUUUCCACUUUUAACUUGCUUGUAAAACUGAAAUUCAU